Messenger RNA from Cotesia congregata, 1158 nucleotides. NCBI's taxonomy places the organism in Eukaryota, Metazoa, Arthropoda, Insecta, Hymenoptera, Braconidae. The record is from the annotation of a GenBank genome assembly.
AUGAAUUUCAAGAAUGACUUUGAUAUGUUUGUUGGUGGUAAAUCUGGAGUAUUUAAAGGAGUUAAAAUUGAUAAAAAUAAAUGUAUAGCAAAAAAUAUACAAAAUUUAGUAUCAAUUACAAAAGAUCAUGAAGUAACAACAAUGUCUUGGGGUGAUGAUGAUGAUGAAAAAGAUGUUCUUAUUGGUUGUGGAUCUGCUGAAAAUCGAAGUGUAAAAGUUUACGACUCACAACACUCGGCUUUUUCGACUUCGUUUUCCUGCAAUGUCAGUGCUGGAAAAAUUCGUGGAAUUUCUCGUUACAAUGAUUGUAUAAUAACAGCAGUAGAAUCUGGAGACAUUAAUCUAUGGAGACGCAGCGAAAGUAUAAAAGUUAUAAAAACGAAUGAGGAUUUGCACGCCAUGAGACACAAUAAAUUCAAUAAGAAUAUAAUAGCAACCGGAGGAAAAGAGCAUCCUUUGCAAUUAUAUGAUUUGGAGCAAGACAAAGUAACGUUCAAAGAAAAAAACGUUCGACAUGACUGGUUGGAGAUGCGUGUACCCGUCUGGGUAUCUGAUAUUGGUUUUUUACCAGAUUCGUCUAAGAUAGCAACUUGCAGUCGCUAUGGAUACGUACGGUUGUAUGAUCCUCUUAUACAAAAAAGGCCAGUUAUUAAUAUUGAAGUCAAAGAUCAAGCUCUAACUACUCUAGCAAUUGCGCCAAAAGAAAAUCAUAUCGUAGUGGGCUCCGGCAAGGGAAUAAUGAAUUUAGUCGAUUUACGUAAACCUGGAAAGGUAUUGAACACUUACAAAGGUUUUGUUGGUGGUAUUACUGCUAUUUCUUGUCCUAAAAAUAAUCCUUACAUUGUAAGUGUUGGAUUAGAUCGAUAUUUACGUGUUCAUAACAUUAAUACCAAGGAAUUGUUACAAAAAGUUUAUUUGACAUCAAGACUGAGUAGUAUGGUAUUGAGAUCUGAGUUUGUCUUGAAACAAGUAGAAAGUAAAGAAAACAUAACGAAUGAUGAAAAUAUCCAAAUAAUUGACGAUAGUCAAAUUAAAAACGACACAGAAUACGAUGAGAUGUUUAAUAACAUGCCAGUCAUUUCUAAUGAUGAAAAUGACCGAAAUUAUAAUGAGAAUAUUAUUAUAAAAAAAAGAAAAAUUGUAAAAAUUAAAAAAUAA